Messenger RNA from Loa loa (African eye worm), 1357 nucleotides. RefSeq lists its product as hypothetical. The record is from RefSeq and is a predicted model, not a curated record. Bases 1 to 1353 code for a protein of 450 amino acids. NCBI's taxonomy places the organism in Eukaryota, Metazoa, Nematoda, Chromadorea, Rhabditida, Onchocercidae. The transcript is spliced from 7 exons.
AUGUUCAAAGUAGGAGAUGUCCCGAUACCAUCAAGUGGUACUUCAGUUGAUCCAAGUAAAUUACCAUGUGCUAGUUCGUUGCAGGGUUGUGCCUACCAAAGUAUUGUGAGGCUACGUUUUGGUGACAUUAUGGGAAGAUUACCUGGUAGUAAAAACAAACCAAUAAAGAGCACGGUGAACAGUGACGAAAUUGGUUUGAAAGGCAACGGACGACCUUAUAUGCGGCAACGUAGAACACUAGGUAGUAGACAAGAGGAGCAACCGAGCACGUCUAAUCAAAAGCAAAAAUUGGUGUGCGGUCUACUUGAAAAGCUUACGAAGGAGGUGCAGACAUUGUCAAUGGAAGUUGUCGAAUUUGAAAGAAGAGCACAGGAUCGUUACCGUAGUUUAAUUGAUGAAAAUAUUAGUCUGCGAAGACAAGUUAACGGCUUAAGCAAUAAAGUAGGUGAACUGUGUGAGAAGAUCAAUAAAUUGCAUUCAAAAGGAACUGUGGCAGAGAAAUAUUCGCCGCGUGGGACAAAAAUGGAGAGUUCCCCAAUGCCGGAAUUAGAACCACAUGUUAACGGUACAUUUGAUGAUACAGACGAUGAGGAGAAGUUAAAUGAAGCAGUUGGUACGAAAGGUUUUGCUAUCGAUGCUAACGACCUUAAUAGCAGACCUCGUAAAAGACGCGCUGCUGCUAACAAACGUGAGGGUGAUUAUGCGAAUAUGUUGAAACAGAAUAUUUCGUUUCACGAACCAAAAAAAUCUCUGGCUGAUACACUGAAACUUCGAGAAAAGAAGGCCAAAUUCUCGAAGAAGGAAUCAGAUGAUGGUACUGAUUCAGACAACUCGAAUGAUGAUUCAAAAGAAGGAAAUGAAAUUUCACCAUGGAAAAUGUAUAAGCAUAUCCAAAUUAUACCUCAGCCAACUAAUUUACCUAAGCCUAAAAUCGCGCGUUCUGGUGGAGGUCGUAAUGUCCAUUUUACGGAUGAGUGGAAACAGUAUGCGACAACCGUUUAUCCCAUCAAUCCUAGUCGUUAUUGGAAUUUGCCGCAAGCUCAAUAUGAUCUUCUCAUACCGGACUCUGAUUUGGAAAUGUUUGCGAAAAAUCCUGAUAAAACUGAAAAAGAGCACUUUAUUCGAUCAAUUUAUGACUGGUUUCGAAGUCAGCAUCGUAUUGCGCAGUUGCGAGUGGUGCUAAAUGAAUGCAGUUCGGCGAUCGAUUUUAAUGAUUUAUGGGACGUUUAUGUUAAAGAAAUGAAACGACGGGGUUGGCCUGUUUAUGGGAAAAGACUUCGGAAAGGCGAAGUGUCAACUGCGAAGCAACAAAUUCUGGAGGAUUUCAUUGACUCUAAUAUUCAAAUCUUUUAAUGAG